GCGUGCGUGUGUGUGAGAGAAAGAGAGAGAGAGAGAGAGAGCCAGAGCGAGACUGAGAGAAUGUGUGUAUGUGAGAGAGAGAGCGAGAGAGAGCGAGAGAGCGAGACAGAUAGAUACAACCAGUGGGGCAAAAUCGAUUAAGUCUCGCAUGAACCAGUUACUGCUGCAGAUAUGGUCUACACAUUCAAGUCAGAUGAUCACAUGGUCAUAACUAUACCCAUCUCCAGCAUCAGAAAGGGGAAAGAGGAACAGCUGCUGCCACAGAACUUUCACUGUGUUUUCAAAGACGCGUACAAAGUCUUUCUCAAAGGAAACCCAAAGGCGUUAGGGACGGCACAGCUCAUCACUGGUAUGCUGAUUAUCAGCAUGGGGUUGCUGGACUUUCAUAACAGUUUGCUGUAUACCCUUCCCAGUUUUCUGUUCAUAAUUUCAGGAAUGCUGUCAUAUGCUGCAGGACACUCUCCAAAUAUGUGUGUGACAAAACUAUCAUUUUCACUCAACAUCAUGAGCCUUUGCUUGGCCACAGCAACCCUGUCAGUUGCUGUAGUACUCCUGGUGAAUGCCAGAAAUCUACAAGAGGGUUUUCAUACAAUAAAGGCAAUACAAGGCAUGACUGCUGUCCUUAUUUCCCUGGAGCUGGGGGUUGCAAUGACUCUGAUCUAUUUUGAGAGCAAAGCAGUGUGCCGGGCCCAUUUCAACAUUCUGCCUGUGGUCAACCUGAAGCUUGAGGCCUGAACUACUAGCACGCAGUAAAACUUGUAACAUUCUCCAUUCAACAUCCUUUGCUGCCUGUAGCAUGACCAAUUCACUGUCUUUAGAGUGACAACAAAAUCCAGGUAUUCAAUAUGUACAGCAACAAUAUUUUGUUUAUUUCAUAAAAAAGAUUUGCAUGAAAACAGAGAAAAUAUGGGUCCUGUCUGUAAAUGACUACUUGCUUUUAGAACCGAACCACAAAAGUUGUUCAAGAGAAGAAUAUUAUGUAUUUUGAGAUAAUUAUAUAUGACGUGAAGAUUUGACCAUAAAAUAGUAUAUGGGCUGUUCCUCUUUAUCUAGCCUCAUAGAUUCAUUACGCAUUCCUAACAUGGAAUCAUGGAAUUUUGAUAAUCCAAAAUGCAAAUGAGUCUAAUUAUUUUUCUGUGUAAAGGGUCAAAUAUCUUUUUAUUUUUUUUGAAUUUUUUUUUACAUGAUUUCAAUUGGAAAAUAAUUACAUCCAAACAUUGCACGCAGUAUUAUUAGAAACUUGAACAUACUUUGAAUGUAAAUAUACAGUAUGUGUAUGUGGGUGUGCGUGCCUAGUAUUCUUAUUACUUCUAGGUUUAAUUGCUUUGAAUAUGACUGCCAUCUUUUAAUUUACAAUUUUUACUGUAAUGUUAAUGGUACCUUAAAUAAAAUCUUCCAAAAAUUCAA
Molecule: messenger RNA, 1407 nt
Organism: Conger conger (European conger)
Lineage: Eukaryota; Metazoa; Chordata; Actinopteri; Anguilliformes; Congridae
Exons: 7
Coding region: 172-735 (187 amino acids)
Source: RefSeq, a predicted model, not a curated record